AUGACCAAGUACGCAUUCACCGUCGAGUUGGCAAUUAGGUACGUCUUUUGGGCCAUCUACAAUAUCUCGUUUAGAACAAAACCUUUUUAAGUUGCAGGCAUCAAAGUUUGAACAUUGCUAGUGGAAACCAAUGUGUUUUCGAGGCCGACAAUAUCCGUUUUUCAGAGAGUACGAUAGCGGCGAUCCGUUGGCCUUCAAAAUGGACGGACAUCGAUUCGAUGGAGCGCUCCGAACGCUGAAAUGGAGCACCGAUCAGACGUACACCGUCAAAAUCACGACGAAGCCGGCGACUCAAGUCGAGUUCGUCACCUUUUUCAUUCAUAUUCGCGUGGCCUAGAAAACGCGGGUGUGAAAACUCUUCCGCGCCGAUAUAACAAGACACCCUUGCACUCAUUUUGACAAUCUGUUAAUUUGUGUGAUUGCUUGGCAAGGGUGCAAAAAAAAAUCCCAUGGCCUCGGAGUUUUCUAGGCCACGGCCACAACUUUUGGGACUCGGCCUUGAAAUUGCAGACGAAUCAACGUGAACGGAUCGGAUUUGGAGGUGACAAAAGAGAAAUUGGGCGUGUACUCGGGCAACUGGAACACUUGUGGCGCGGAAAUUUCGAAAAGAGGCACCCGAACACCGCUGAUCGUGCUCGUCACUUUUGCGCCCGAAGGACAACUCCGUGUCGAGUUCCAGUCGAAAAUUUACGGAAAAGUGAGUGCUUUUUGAGCGGAUGUGCACGCGCGCACAAAAAAUUGUCUCGCUCAGAAUGACUCGCACGCAGUCUGGGGCCACAAAAUGAAUUCGGUCGAGUUCAAGUGCAGUGGCGACGACGACGGAUUCGUGAAAAUUGUCGACGAGAGCUACAAAUGA
Molecule: messenger RNA, 856 nt
Organism: Caenorhabditis sp. 36 PRJEB53466
Lineage: Eukaryota; Metazoa; Nematoda; Chromadorea; Rhabditida; Rhabditidae
Source: the annotation of a GenBank genome assembly